AUGAAGACCACCGCAAGCGACCUUUUUCCAGCCUUCGUGUCUUUGGCCAAACAGUUUAGGAGCAUCACGUUCUCAGCACAGCCCGGGGAGGCUAUGAAACCCCUCUGCCUGGGGUGGGUAGGACAGGCUUCACUUAAUCUUUUGUUUAGCACGCUGGAGAAAACUCUCAGCAACACUGAGCUCAGUGUUAAUGGUCGCCAGUUCUUAAGAGCAGAGAGGAGAGAUUCGUCAUCCACCUUGGGAAUUAGCGUGGUGACGCUCUCUUUCAAACAGUCUGGGCAGGGCGCCCUGGAAUGGGUUCGCCCCGAGAGAGGGGCCCGUGCCCUGGAAAGCGCCGCGGUUCCGGCGGUGUCCGGUGAGCUCUUGUCGGCCCUUGAAAAUCCAGGGGAGAAGGUGGCUGGGUCGGUCGGGCUGGGGUGCGAAGCGGGUCUGGGCACGUGCCGGAAGCUCGGCGCGCGGCCCGUCCGUGGGGGUCCUCCGCCCCCGGCCCGAGCCGGGGAACGGCAGGGGCUCUCGCGGGCGGUGUCCGCCGCCGGGCCCAGGGCGGACUGUCUGGAGGGGUCGGGUAUGUCUGUGGUGGCGGCGACUCUGGACGCGCGCCGGGCCCUUCUCGCGGAUCUCCCCAGCUGCCUCGGCUGGCGCCUAGCAGCUGGCUUAGAACUGGAAGUGUACAGGCCGGAGCCAGUGGACAGUGUUGCCAAUCGCUGCCCAUGUCAUCCCUGGUCCAAAAAUGUUUACCCCUCACUCUUGGAGAGGGGUUACAAUGUCCCCAGCCCUGGUGGACUAGGAGGGGCUAGCUGGCUGGAGAAGGGGCCCGAAAAAGACAAAGACAAAGACAAAGACCAGGAACAGAAGGCGGCUUGCCUUUGUGAAAAUCAGGCGAUGAAAAGGAGAUGCGAAACCUCCAACCCAUCGCUGUCAGUCAUAACUGGGCAUGCCUCCAGGUGUGGGCUUAAGAAUAGGAGGCCAGUCCCAGUGGGAGCGGCUGCUGUGGGUCUUGAGUGUACCUUCUGCUCGCGAAACUUUGGCUCCAAGAGAGGCCUUACCCAACACACCCGUCUAGCCCACUCAUUGGCAUAUGGGGCCUCCCUGGAGCAAAAUGAUGGAAGAUGGGGGGAACCCAGAGUGGCAGCCUUGGGGAUCUUUACAAUGGACAUGUUGGGUGCUCUUGUACCGGUUGAUCAACCGAGAAACAAAAUGGCUUCGAGGAUAAGAAAAGCCCUGGGCUUCUCAAAACCACUGGCGAGAGAGGUGCACAAGGAAGGACAUGCCUUGGUGCUACUUCUGCGAAAGAAAUGGAGACUGGGAAAAUGGACUACAAGGUCGGAUAAGAGUCGUGCCAGGGGAGGUCCCGUGGGCUCUUCCUCCUCCUGGAGGUAUACACAAAAGCGCCAUGUCGCUGAUAGAUCCCUAGUGAUCAGGGAAGUUCUACAGGGGAAGAAGUCCGCCUGUGGAGUUCCACUAAAAGAAAUCGGCAUCUGCUAUGACAAACUUUGGGGACAAGUUGGUACAUACAAAGGCUUGAAGGAGUUUGGGGACCUCCCUAAAGCCGACAAUUCUGGCCUAUACUUCCCAAUCUCGGCAACAGAAGUCAUGUCGGCCAUAAGGACAGGCAAGAAGAAUGGCAGCCCUGGCCCCGACAAAAUUGGCCGAGCCCACCUUUUAGCCUUCGACCCCAAGGGUACUAAGCUGGCGAUGACUUUUAACAAAUGGCUGACAGUGGGUGAAAUCCCUCUUUGUUUGAAGGAGAGUGUCACUACCCUUAUUCCCAAAGUAGAUGAGGAAUCUCGCCUCACCUCACGGAGCAACUGGAGACCAAUAACACUAAGCUCAGUGAUACUCAAAGUGAUCUCCAGUGUGAUCAACAAGAGGUUGACGGAGGCCUGCCCGGUCCACCCUAGACAGAGGGGUUUCAUAGCCUCCCCAGGCUGUGCUGAAAAUGUGUUGUUGCUGAACUGCCUAUUACAAGACGCAAAAGCUGGAAAAAGAUCCCUUGCAGUAGUUUUCAUUGAUCUCCGGAGAGCCUUCGACAUGAUUCCCCAUUCCGUCAUAAUCGAGACCCUGAAUCAGAGAGGACUCGACACAUCCUUGGUUAAGCUGAUUAGGAAUGCAUACUCUGGUGCCUUCACCAGGGUACGAGCCAAAGGCGGGCUAUCCAAGCGCAUUGUGGUCAAGAGAGGAGUCAAACAAGGAGACCCUCUCUCCCCCACUCUAUUCAAUCUAUUCUUGGAUCCGCUCCUCUAUGCUCUGGACAAAGUCGGCCAGGGAAUUUGUGUUACGGAAGAACACAAGGUCAUAGCAUUGGCGUAUGCUGAUGAUCUGAUAUUACUGAGCGACUCCUGGGAAGGCAUGGAGAGGAACCUUCAGAUCCUGGAUUCGUUCAGUACACAGACUGGGCUCGAUGUAAAUCCGGAAAAGUGCUCGGGUUUCUGGCUCUCCUUCGCAAAGAAAAAGCCAGUACUGAACUGUUGUCCCCGAUGGUCACUAGGAGGCGAGAAAGUACAGAUGCUGUCCGCCUCCGAUACAGUCAAAUACCUGGGAAUGGAAUUUUCCCCGCUUAGGGGCCUUCUGACCCCUAACCUGGUCCCAAUAAUCGAAGAGGCGGUCUUGAAGCUCGAUAAGGCCUCACUCAGACCAAGCCAAAAACUCCUGGCUCUGAGAACCUACGUAAUGCCAAAAGUGACAUACCAAGCCAACCUUUCUGAACUCAGUGCCGGCCACCUCAAGAAGCUUGAUGGCCUCGUACGUUCUAUACUGAAGAAGUGGUUGGGUCUUCCCACCUUUACAACCAACGGCAUCUUCUACAGUUCGUUCAAAGAUGGUGGCCUCAACGUGGCGAGAUUGGAAAAAGUUAUACCGGCCAUGCAGCUGAGGAGGGCUUCCAAGCUGCUGUGUUCCUCGGACCCACUGACCCACUCGGUUGCAGAGCUAAUGAACAUGGAGGCUAGGAUCAAGAAAUUGCAAAAAACAAUCGGGGGUGAAAUUGUCAAUUGCAAAGCGGACGAGGUUGCCCCAAGACUCCUCGCUUCCAAGAGAAUGAAACUGGAAGAACACAAGGCUUGGAUUAAGCUAAAGUGGCAGGGCAUGGGAGUGGAAUGCUUCCAAGGCGACGCGGUCUCAAACUCCUGGCUGAGAGAUCCCCUGACAUCAAGACUCAGCGAAUCGGAUUUCAUUAUGGCCCUAAGGUUGAGGUCUUCCACGGUGCCUUGCAUGGGGACUCCUUUGAACAGAGAUGGACCCAAGUCCUGUCGCCUUUGUGGGAAAGGCGAUGAGACGCUUAUACACAUUGUUAGCCUCUGCCCGGCCACCAAGAAACAAAGGAUGUCAAACCACAAUAACAUUUGCGACAUCCUAGCAACAAGGGCAAAGGAAAAAGGAUGGGUGGUCUUCAGGGAACGGCACCUUAGAUCACCAAAAUAUGGUUUGGCAGUCCCUGAUAUAAUUGCCAUCAAAGGAGAGUUGGCACUGAUCAUCGAUGUCGCCAUAUCCUUUGAAACGUCCCUCUCGACGUUGUCUUCGAUGGAAAAGAAGAAAAAGGCAAAGUACCUACCUUUCCGGAAUGCCCUCAUGGGCGAGGAAAAGAAAGUGAAGUCAGCUGAUACCAUGGGUUUCCCAAUGGGGGCCAGGGGGAAAUGGUAUAAAGGGAAUGAGACAUCCCUGGAGCGACUCGGAUUCACCCCCACGGAAACGAAAGGACUCGCCCGUUACCUCUCCUUGAGAGCACUACAAGGAACUGUCAAUACUUGCAAACUGUUUAACCGUUUGAUAAACAUGUAA
This is a messenger RNA of Knipowitschia caucasica, 3777 nucleotides long. The record is from the annotation of a GenBank genome assembly. NCBI's taxonomy places the organism in Eukaryota, Metazoa, Chordata, Actinopteri, Gobiiformes, Gobiidae.